Aspergillus campestris IBT 28561 is the source of this 697-nucleotide messenger RNA. RefSeq names its product RNA methylation protein TRM112. Gene Ontology annotation, molecular function: protein heterodimerization activity. The record is from RefSeq and is a predicted model, not a curated record. Lineage: Eukaryota; Fungi; Ascomycota; Eurotiomycetes; Eurotiales; Aspergillaceae. Gene Ontology annotation, biological process: peptidyl-glutamine methylation; rRNA (guanine-N7)-methylation; tRNA methylation. The transcript has 3 exons. The coding region runs from base 164 to 544 and encodes 126 amino acids.
GGCUUGAAUCCGUCCCGAUGUUGAAAUUUUCCGGGGCAUGUAAAUUCUGAUAGCACUUUCUGCUCAGCAGCAUCCUGUACAUAAACAUCCCCCUACACCUAACCCCGAGUUUCGGUUGUUUCUUAACGAUAUAACAUUACAAAUUUAAGCUACUACAGGGGAUAUGAAAUUGUUUACAGCAAAUUUCUUGGCUUGCGCUGUGAAAAGUUGCAGGACAUCACCAGCUUCCUUUCCACUUCAUUUUCGAGAUGCCGAACUCGAACAACAGGAGCUUGACUUUCAACCGGAUUUUAUUCGUAAUAUACUUCCUCGACUUGACUGGGAUGCGCUACAGGUGAUUGCAAAUGAGCUCGGUUUCCCCAAACUUCCCGAGAACAAGCCCGCAGAUGACUCGCUGGGCGAUGAAGGCCUGUUAAGGGAUAUUCACAAACUUCUUCUGGAGACACAGGUCAUCGAGGGAAAGCUGGUCUGUGGAAACUGUGGUCAUGAAUACAUGAUUAAAGAAGGAAUCCCGAAUUUUCUUCUUCCAAGUCAUCUAGUCUAAUGUCGACGUGGAUCAUGGACUACAUGAUAUCUGUGUUGGUCAUCAUGCGUGCAAUACAUUCUGCGCAUACCAUCCUCCCCAUCUCAUCCUCCGGUGGACUGCGAGAUGACGAGUUUGGCACUAUAUAUAGAUUUUCGCUUAGCCACCGUUCGA